This is a messenger RNA of Cladophialophora immunda, 2454 nucleotides long. RefSeq lists its product as uncharacterized. The record is from RefSeq and is a predicted model, not a curated record. The transcript has a single exon. NCBI's taxonomy places the organism in Eukaryota, Fungi, Ascomycota, Eurotiomycetes, Chaetothyriales, Herpotrichiellaceae. The coding region runs from base 333 to 2180 and encodes 615 amino acids.
GGGAAAAGCAGAAACUGGGAAUGCCCAUUGAAUGCCAUUCCCCCACACCCUAACAGCCAUGGUUAAGCUACUGCCACUGCUGCCACUGCUGUCAUCGCAGGCGCAGCUCUGUCCGCGAUCUCUGCGUCCGCAUUGGCGGCCCAGCUGCCCACUCUGAUCGAUGACCACAUCUUGUCUUUUUUCCCAUCCCUUUGCUGCUUCUGCCUCUCAUAGACCUGCUCGUUGUCUUCAAGAUUGUUUGUUGUCGUUCGUUGGCGUCCUUGAGUGGUUGAAGCCGAGGUCGGUGGUGUCUGAACUUUUUAUAUGCGAAUAUACUAUACCCUCGCUGCGACAUGUCCGCUCGUUACCUGUCAUCAGUCUUGGGCACGCUCCUGUUCACACUCACUGCAGCUCAAAAUACAGUCUCCCUUGCCAUCACAGCCCAGCCCACCUCAGGCGCCUCCGGGAUUAUCAGUCCCUCGUUCGCCGGCUUCGGCAUCGAGUCCUCCAAUCUCUUCUCCUUCACGGGAGGCAGCGACGAGAACCAGCUGACCAAGAAUCUGUUGGAAAAUUUGGCAAACUACACGGGCACGCCACCACAUCUGCGCAUUGGAGGCAACACCCAGGAUUAUUUCAUCUACGAUGGCUCUCAAAAUGACUAUGCGUGGGAGCCCAACCCUCACUCGGUCGGGCAGGGAGCCUAUGCGAGCGACUCCAUGAUCAUCGGCCCGAAGUUCUUCGAGGUGAUCAAUCGCUUCCCCAGCAAUACACCCAUCACCUUUGGAUUAAACCUGGCCUACUCAGAGUCCGACUACAUCAAGCAAAUCACCACUAUGGCUACACAGGCUGUCAAUCGGUUGGUCGACGUCAAUCUGGUGUCGUUUGAGAUUGGCAAUGAGCCCGAUCUGUACCUGCAGAAUGGAUUCCGCACUGGCUCCUGGGGCGGGCAAGUCUACACCCAAGAGUGGCUGGACCGAGCAGGUGCUAUCUGGGAGCAAGUCCUCCAACCAAACAACCUCCCCAGCAACUUCUUUGAGCCGGGAGCCACGGCAUCGACCAUUGGGACGUCUUUCCAGGUCCAGGACUUGGACCAGUAUGGGAUUACCGUCAAGGCCAACGGGUCGUCGAAACCGUAUAUUGCCAGCUGGAACCAGCAUGAUUACUACUAUUACAUCGGGGUGUCGACCUAUCCACUGACCGCAUACGAUUUCAUGACGCUUUCCACGACCAAUGACCAGUUCGCCGCGUGGGUCUCACAAAUCCAGCAAGCGCAAGCCACGGGCUAUCCGUAUGCUUUGCGAGAGAUGGGCGUUGUCGGUCCCAUUGGCUUGAGUGACAUUACCGACGUCUUUGGCGCCGCGCUGUGGUCCCUCAAUUUCUUCCUCUAUGCAGCUACCCUCAAUAUCUCUUCGGUUCAGAUGCAUAUGACGGACAAUAGCAACGCGAGUGCCUGGCAGCCAAUCCCAUAUUAUGACAAUCAGCCAUUUGUGCGACCGAACUAUUAUGCGUUCGCUGCCUUUGAUCAAACCAUUGGACCAACGUGCCAGGCCCAGAUUGGUGGGUAUAUCAUUCAAGAUCCUCCUGCGUCAUAUGGCGGCCGAAUCGCGGCCUAUUCGGUCUAUCAAGCCGGUACCCUGGCCUCAAUCGUUUUGAUCAACUCGAAUCCUGCCAACGUCUCGGAGCCGAACAAGCCGAGUCUUACGUGGAACUUGUCCCUGCCCAAGCAGUUUGCAGGACAGGAGUUAUACCUCGCAUAUCUCACCAACGACGGAGCGGACGCGAAGCACGGUACAACCUGGAACGGCAUCAGCUACGAGAAGAGCGGUGACGGGACAGCUACCAGGGUGAAUAACACUGUUGAGAGAGUCAAAAUUGGCAGUGAUGGGAGCGCCAAUAUCGUGGUCCGAGAUUCCCAAGCUGUUAUUGCCAAUAUCGGGUCACCGGUCGGCCAGCGAAAGCCCAACGCCAGUGCAUGCUCUAAACUGGCUGCUAGCACCCCCGAUGCUCGUCCUGUUACAACCCCGGUCGGUACAAGUGCGCCCGCGGCAACGUCUACUUCUGAUAGCUCAUCCUCCUCCUCAUCAACCCACUCGGAUAAUUCAGCCCAAUCGAACGCAGCAUCGAGAACAGGCCUUUCUAUGGUGGUGUUGACGACAAUCGCUUCAGUGAUGCUGACUGGAGUCUGUCUUGUUUGCGUAUAAUGUAGAUUUCGCCCUAUAUUUGUGCAUGUGCCAGGGUAUCAUUGACGUAGACGGCGUUUAUGAGUCUCCGCUGUCGAAAGAUUUACGAUCAAAAGAUGUUUGCACCAGUCUGGAGUCAAAAGGGUUAUGUGCCAAAUGCUAUCAACGACCGUGGAUCAUAUGAGUUGGGUUGGGGGCAAGCAAGACGAGCGGGUGGUCAUUUGGAAAAUAGUUGUGUGACUGAGGCUAGAAUAUCUAGGUACUUGAUAAAUCUAAUCUGUAAUGAUGAUGGGCC